Molecule: messenger RNA, 1738 nt
Organism: Prunus avium (sweet cherry)
Lineage: Eukaryota; Viridiplantae; Streptophyta; Magnoliopsida; Rosales; Rosaceae
Source: RefSeq, a predicted model, not a curated record
AUAACAGGCGCACAUCUUGACUCCACUAAGGAGGGAUUUCCAACACAAUUUUCCCUUAAUACCAAACUUUAAAAGAGGAAAAAUGAACUUCUUUUUUUUCCCUUAAUACCAAACUUUCAAAGUUGUUUUAAUUUGAUAUGCUUUUCAAAUCAAAAGGCCGAGGCCUAAGACGGGAGUGUAAGCGUUCGACGAGUAUUAAUACCGACUCAAAAAAGUUCAUACUCUUUGAAGUCCCAAAAGAGAAAAAUAAUUGCAAGUCAAGGAAUUCUGAGAAAGUUGAAGAAGAAGAAGAGAGAACCAAAUCACAAUGGAAGUGUAUAGCGUUGAGAGAAAGAUUAAGUAUUACAGCAGCUAUCAGAAGAUACUCUUAGUGGGAGAAGGAGACUUCUCUUUUGCUGUUUGCUUAGCCAGAGCUUUUGGAUCAGCUGUCAACAUGGUUGCGACUUCUCUCGACUCCAGAGAGUCUUUGAUGCUGAAGUAUUCAGAAGCUAUGAGCAAUGUGAAGGAAUUAGAGGCCAGGGGAUGCAUAAUAUUGCAUGAGGUGGAUGUCCACAGCAUGAGCCGACACCCUUUGUUGAUUAGCGUACGCUUUGAUCACAUAAUCUAUAAUUUUCCUCACGCCGGUUACUUGCAUGGUCCCUUUUCUUCUGAACACAACAGGUUCCAAAUUUGGUUUCAUCAGGAUUUGAUCAGGGGAUUCCUCCAGAAUGCAAGCGAAAUGCUGACCGCGAUAGGAGAAAUUCAUGUGACACACAAGACAACAUUUCCUUUCAGUGAAUGGAAAAUAGUGGAGUUAGCACAAAAGGUUGGGUUAUAUCUGGUUCAUGAAGAACAGUUCUCGUUAUGGGAUUAUCCAGGUUAUGAAAAUAUGAGAGGAUCUGGGAUGUGUGAUCAAACUUUUCCUGUUGGAAUGUGUAGCACCUUUAAAUUUGCCAAGCUGUUGUGCCAUUCUACCACUUCUGGUUUCCACCUUGGCAUUACUACUUUGGGUCCAUGGUCUGGAUAUUCUGGAAUUAAUGGUCCUCACAUGCAACGGCCAUUUUGCAUAUGAAGUGAUCUCUACUGCUGGUGAGGAAUAGUAUCAAUAUCUUUUUUGUUUGAUAGGCAUGGGGUUUUUCAUUCAAGCAUGAGUCCCCUUGUUUCUAUGCCUAAAACUUUUCCCGUUGGAAAGUGCAGCACCUUCAAAUUUUCCAAGCAGUUGUACCGUUCUACUGCUUCCAGUUUCCUCCUUCGAGUACAGAGGUAUUUAGAUCAACAUUGACAUGCUUUGUUUACUCAAACUCAGAGUGUUUAUUUUCCAAGCAGUAGUGUUUGGUGAAAGAAAUGAAGAUUAAGCAUUACAGCAGCUUUCAGAAGAUACUCUUAGUGCGAUAAGGAGACUUCUCUUUUGCACUUUGCUUAGCCAGACAAUCUGGCUCUGCUAGGAACAUUGUUGCAACUUCUCUUGACUCCGGAGGUAUUUUGAUCAACAUUGACAUGUCUCAACAUACAUUACCAUUGUUUGCAUGUCAACUACUUUGUUUGGAUUAUCUGAAUAUAGCUAAAUCUAGGGUGCAUCUUCAGCUAGAAAGUAGGCCUAUCAAGUUUUAUAUUCGCAAUGAAAUGUGCAAAGGUUCGUGGAAGUUCCAGAAUGAAUUAUACACACUUUCAUUUUCAUAUGUAUGGUUUUUUAACUUUUAAACCAUUCCAUGCAAUAUGUAAACGCAGUAUUCAAUUGAGUAAUAGAGAUUUAAAAUGU